Myiozetetes cayanensis is the source of this 1054-nucleotide messenger RNA. It is a transcript of the gene LAPTM5, whose product is annotated as lysosomal protein transmembrane 5. The transcript is spliced from 8 exons. Gene Ontology annotation, cellular component: lysosomal membrane. NCBI's taxonomy places the organism in Eukaryota, Metazoa, Chordata, Aves, Passeriformes, Tyrannidae. Bases 142 to 918 code for a protein of 258 amino acids. The record is from RefSeq and is a predicted model, not a curated record.
ACUUUGUAGAUGACUUAACACAUUCAGAGGGCAGGAAGGAAGUCGGAAGGGCUGCUCUGCUCCCUUCGCUCUCCUCCCGUGGGGCAGCGGCUGCAAAUUCAGCCUCGUUAACUCCCAGGGAGAGGGGGGGGGAAUCCCAAAAUGACCCCCCAGGCCCCCCCUGAGCCCCCCAAAUGCUGCUUCUUCAGCAUCAAGACGGCGACAGUGGCUCUGGGCAUCUUCCACAUGGUCAUGAGUGUUUUGCUGCUGAUUGAGUAUUCCCUGGAGGUGUCCAACGGGAAGGGUUUCUGCAGAGACCUGGCCAAGGAUUACUACAGGAUCGCCGAUGUUGUCACCAGUUUCCUGCUGAUCAUCAUGUUGUUUGUCAUCAGCUUCAACCUCCUCCUGGGUGUGCUGAAGAGGAGGGAACGUCUCCUGAUCCCCUUCCUUGCCCUGCAAGUCAUAGACUUCCUGCUCAGCCUCCUGACCGUGUUCAGCUCCUACCUGCAGGUCCCAGUGAUCCUUUCUGUGUCCUCCCUGAGCCACACGCAGGGGCGCUCCAAGAUCCCUCUCCUGGCUCUGCAGCUGCUGGACUUCUGCCUGAGCAUCCUCACCCUCUGCAGCUCCUACAUGGAGGUGCCCACCUAUCUCAGCCUCAAGCCUUCAGACAGCGGGGGAUUUUUGCCAACCCUGGAGAAGCUGCCAGCAGAGGAAUAUGCCAAAGUGAUGAUCACCUUCACCAUCGCCUUCAUCGCCGUCCUCUUCCUCAAGGCCUAUAUGUUCAAAUGUGUCCUGAGCUGCUUUAAUUAUAUCAAAGCCAGCAAGAGAGAGGAGGUCAAAGUCGACCCACAAGCAGUUGAAAAGGCUGUGCUGCCAUCCUAUGAGGAAGCCUUGGAGGUGCCUUCCAAGGAGUCCCCACCACCUUAUGUGACAAUCUAAGCUCUGCUCUGGGGGGAAACCAAAACCUGUGCUGCUGGUGGUGCCUCUUUCCCCCUCCUGUCAGACAGUCAGUCCCACUGAGACAUCCUUGCUCUGGAGCAGCUCCAGGAUCCCAGCCCAGCCCAGCCCGCUGUGU